Penicillium pulvis is the source of this 894-nucleotide messenger RNA. Its product is annotated as aromatic alcohol reductase. The transcript has 3 exons. NCBI's taxonomy places the organism in Eukaryota, Fungi, Ascomycota, Eurotiomycetes, Eurotiales, Aspergillaceae. Gene Ontology annotation, molecular function: oxidoreductase activity. Bases 1 to 894 code for a protein of 297 amino acids. The record is from RefSeq and is a predicted model, not a curated record.
AUGGCAACUAUCCUGAAGAACGUCGCAAUCGUCGGUGCUAGCGGAAACAUUGGCAAAAUCAUAUUUGACAGUCUGGUUGCUUCGAACAAAUUUACCAUAACGGUCAUUUCCCGCAAGACCAGUGAGGCUAUCUUCCCCCCAGGAGUCACGGUUCUGAAGACAGACUUCUCAGAUAGCGCUCUGAGGGAUGUCUUACAGGGACAAGAUGCCGUGAUCUCGGCAGUGGGAGCCACCGGUUUCAAUGAACAGAAAGCGCUCGUGGAUGCAGCCAUCCACGCUGGAGUCAAACGUUUCAUCCCCUCGGAAUUUUCAGCCGAUAGCCAGAGUGAGGCCGUGCUACAGUUGCUGCCAUUAUUUGGGCAGAAGAAUGACCUGAUCAAGUAUCUGAAAGAAAAGGAAGUCUCAGGUUUGACUUGGACUGGCAUUGCCACCUCUGGAUUGUUCGAUUGGGGGCUUCGUAAUGGCUUCUUGGAAUUCGACCUUUCCAAUCACACUGCUACGAUCUGGGAUGGCGGUCACAAAAAGUUCACUUUGACCAACGCAAACCAGCUAGGCCAGUCGGUGGUAUCUGUACUCGAACAUCCACAGGAGACUAGCAACAUGUAUCUGUAUGUCGCGUCUGUGGAGACCACCCAGAGGGAUAUUGUCGCCGCUCUGGAGAAGGUGACUGGGGUUAAAUGGACGACUGAAGAUACCACCACGGAUGAGCAGGUUAGUGCGGCUGUCAAGAAGCUCACAGCUGGUGAUUUCAGCGGCGCUUUUGCACUGGUCCGGGCCACCUGUUUCGGUAACACGCCUGGUCUUCAUUCAAGCUAUCUGCAGGACGAAUAUUUUGCAAAUGAAUUGCUGGGUCUAGAGAUGGACAAUGUUGAGAAUACCAUCAAUCGGCUGUAA